This is a messenger RNA of Monopterus albus (swamp eel), 5465 nucleotides long. It is a transcript of the gene jak3, whose product is annotated as Janus kinase 3 (a protein tyrosine kinase, leukocyte). The transcript is spliced from 27 exons. The record is from RefSeq and is a predicted model, not a curated record. Gene Ontology annotation, molecular function: ATP binding; non-membrane spanning protein tyrosine kinase activity; growth hormone receptor binding. Gene Ontology annotation, cellular component: membrane; cytoskeleton; cytosol. The coding region runs from base 1222 to 4560 and encodes 1112 amino acids. Lineage: Eukaryota; Metazoa; Chordata; Actinopteri; Synbranchiformes; Synbranchidae. Gene Ontology annotation, biological process: intracellular signal transduction; cytokine-mediated signaling pathway; protein phosphorylation.
CUCUCACACACACACACAACAUGAGAUGAGCAGGGGACAAGACAGGACAGAAACUUGGUACUAUGGUACUCAUUAUAGUGUUAUAGAAAUUAAAUGGCGCCACCUUCAUUGUUGUGGUUUUCAGUGGUUGAACUACACAUGCCAGCACUUUUUGUGCAAAUAUUUUCAGUUAUACUUUUGCACCUUUAGUUUAUUCUGUGAAGUAAUAAGUUCAGGAACAAUCUUCCUCCAAAUAUGUUAUAUGGAAUUGGUUACUAGUGCAAUAUAGAUUUACAGUAUUAGCACUAGUUUUGUAAGUUUUGUUUGUUUCAUCAAAUGUCUUUUGAUAAAUAAAUGCAGAAUUUAGAUGUAUACAUGAUCUGUCAUAUUAUUACUCUGUGGUUAAAAGGACUCGAAAUUCAAAGUUUAGGACUUUGGACUCGACUUGGGACUCGCCAGUCUUGACUUUGGACUCGACUUGGGACUUGCCAGUCUUGACUUGGGACUCGACUUGGGACUUGGAGACAACGACUUGAGACUGACUUAUGACUUGCCAAACAAUGACUUGGUCCCACCUCUGCUAAAUGCUAAUGAUGUGACGUUCCGUAUCGAGGCUUCGAAGCGUGUGCCGAGUAGGGGAGGGGGCGUUUCCGCGAUGCGGGGGCGUUUCCGCAUGUGUCGGGAAAUCCAGGAAGUGUUUAGUGAAGCGCGUAUCGAGGCUUGAAUUGUUUACGGCGAGUGACGUCAUCGAUUACGUUUGAACGCGCCUCACUGCGCGUAGCGGUUCGGGAAGUUGUUCGAAUUUUGCCGCGAUGUAUUGAUAGUUAUAAAGCCCAAGGAAUCUCCACACAAUUCGUGGGUAGUGUUGGAGUCGUCAGAGUUGGAGAUGUAGCGCUGGACUUGGGCUUGGUUUACCCCAUACAUGGACAGCCAAACCAGUGCACCACCAACAGACAGGCUCCAGAAGGAACUGGACGCUGCCCAACAGCUGCAUCCCUCUGCCAAAUCUCAUCUUCAGAUACUGUGACAUGCAGACAACUUGAGUUACAACAUGGCCGAGUAUCUCUGCACACAUCCCUCAUCCUUCCUCACCUCUUAUAUUCAUCUCACUGGAAGACCUGCAGGAAAUCCUGUUGAACUUCCUGUCAACACACUCACACACACAACGUGAAUGCAGAAGUCAGAGAAGAAGGCGCUGGUUUAUAGGAACAGAUGAGGUCUUCCGCUGAACAAAUGUAAAGAAUGGAUUUGAGUGAGGAGGAGUCAGCCCCUCUGGUGAUUAGAGAACGAGGAGGCAGCCAGAGGUCCAGUUCAAGCAAUGGUCCUAGUUUACAAGUGCACCUCUACUUCAUCCCUGACACAAAGGAUGCAACAACAAUACACAUUUCAUCUGGACACAUUUCUGCAGAAAAUGUCUGCAUCCAAACUGGAAAACUUUGUGGAAUCUUACCGGUGUACCAAAGCCUUUUUGGUUUAGCAUCUGCUGAUCUCUCAUUUUGGUAUCCUCCAUCACAUGUGUUCAACACGGAUGAUAACGUACAAGUCCACUUUAGAGUCAGGUUUUUCUUUGGAAACUGGUUCGGUCAAGGGCCAAGAACAUCGUACCGCUACAGUCUGACCAGAGACAGAAUCAGUCCAGUGCUUGACUACAGUGUCAUUGAUUAUCUCUUUGCUCAGCUGCGAAGUGAUUUUAUUGCUAGUGAGGCAGGAGUUUCUCCACCUUUGAGUGCCCAAGAGGAAUGCCUCGGCCUUGCAGUACUGGACUUAUGGAGAAUGACUAAAGAGCGCCAUCAGAGUGUAAGAGAGCUCUGCAAGACUGUGAGUAUGCAGUCAUUACACCAACUUGUACACUCUCAUGACAUCCAGAAACGAAAUCGCCUGGAUCGUUAUCGAAUUCGAAACACCCUGAAGCGCUUCCUAAAGAAGCUUGGAAACUGCUCUGUGGAUGAGUGCAGCUUGAAACUCAAGUACUUGAUCGAACUGGCCGGUAUUGAACCAUCUCUGGGAAGUGAAACCUUCCAAGUGGAUCCUUCUGCCUUCCAGUCAAAAUCAGCUUUCACUCUCAUGCGGGUUACUGGAGAAACUGGAAUUCAAACCAGUGGAAGUAGUCAGACUGAUGGUGCCCUGGAGUGGCAGACCUUCUGUGAUUUUCACGAAAUCGUUGACAUUAGUAUUAAGAGGGUGUGCCAGGAACAGGCUCCCCAAGACAGCAGGAUGGUGACAAUAACUCGUAAAGAUGACAGAUGCUUGGAAGCCAAUUUCCAGAGUUUAAAAGAAGCACUUUCAUUUGUGUCACUUGUUGAUGGCUACUUCAGACUGACCACAGACUCCACCCAUUACUUCUGCCAAGACAUUGCUCCUCCAAGUAUUCUGGAGGGUCUAAAAAAUCACUGUCACGGUCCAAUCACGUCAGAAUUUGCAGUCAACAAACUGAAAAAGUCAGGCUUUAAAGGUGGUACAUUCCUUCUCCGGCAGAGUCCCAAGAACUAUGACAACUUCUUCCUCACUGUUUGUGUUCAGACCCCACUUGGUCUUGAUUAUAAAGACUGUCUCAUCAAUAAGAAUGAGCACUACAGUCUUCCUGGUGUCCAGAAAUCAUUUUCCAGCUUGAGAGAGCUCACCGGUUACUACCAACACAACAAGCUGUUGCUAGCUGAAGUACCUGUCAAGCUGGCCCGCUGCUGUCCACCUCGGCCCAAGGAGCUCACAAAUCUCAUCAUCAUACGCAGCAGCAGCUCUGUAGAAGCCCAAGGGUCCCCAACACUUGAAAGGAACAAAUUCAGUCAUAUCCAGUUUCAUAUGAUCAAAUAUGAGGACCUGAAAUGGGAGGAAAGCCUCGGACAGGGAUCCUUCACUCGAAUUUUUAAAGGCUACAAAACAGACAUUCGUGAUGGGGAGAAACACAAGACAGAAGUCCUACUGAAAGAGCUUGAGGUUGUUCACAAGAACUGCUGGGAGUCAUUCUUUGAAGCUGCCAGCUUGAUGAGUCAGAUUUCACACAAACACCUCCUCCUUGUCUACGGCGUUAGUGUUCAUGAAGUAAAAAACAUCAUGGUGCAGGAGUUUGUCAAGUAUGGGGCCCUUGACCUUUACUUGAAGAGAGGGAGAUCUGUGUCAGUGAGCUGGAAACUUGACGUAGCCAAGCAGCUUGCAUCUGCCCUCUACUUUCUGGAAGAGAAGAACAUUGUUCAUGGAAAUGUCUGUGCCAAAAAUCUGUUGUUGGCCAGAGAAGGUGACCCAUCACAGGGCAGCUCUCCUUUCAUCAAGCUGAGUGACCCAGGCAUCAGCGUGGCCAUGCUGGGCAAGGAUGUGAUUCUGGACAGAAUUCCCUGGGUGGCCCCUGAGGUGCUGGAGGACCCAGACAACCUGACACUUCAGUGUGAUAAGUGGAGCUUUGGUGCCACCUUGUGGGAAAUCUUCAACAAUGGCAACACUCCACUGCAAGGCUGGGACCUAGGCCAGAAACGGCAGUUUUAUGAGACCUUCCAGCAGCUGCCUCCUUCCCAGUGGAUGGAGCUGGCCGAUCUGAUCAGUCAGUGUAUGGACUACCAGCCGGCCUUCAGACCUUCUUGUCGCAGUAUUAUCCGUCAACUCAACAGUUUGAUCACUUCAGACUAUGUGAUACUGCAUGCCACUGAGCCUGUCACACAGAGCCCUGUGUGGAGAGCCCUCAGCCCUGCUCAGGAUGACCAGACACUGUUUGAGGAGAGACACCUGCGGUACAUCUCCCUUCUGGGAAAAGGAAACUUUGGCAGUGUUGAACUUUGUCGUUAUGACCCGCUGGGUGAUAACACGGGAGAGCUAGUUGCUGUGAAGAAGCUGCAGCCCAACAAGCAGUCGACUCUGGACGACUUCCAGAAGGAGGUCAACACCCUCAGCAUUUUGCACUGUGACUACAUUGUCAAAUACAGAGGAGUGUGCUACAGCAUGGGUCGCCUCAGCAUGAGUUUGGUGAUGGAGUAUCUGCCCCAUGGCAGCCUUAUUGGCUACUUGGAGAAAUACCGACAUAGCGUCAACACCAGGCGGAUGCUGCUCUUUGCUUCUCAGAUCUGUAAGGGAAUGGAGUACCUGCAGACUUUGCGUUAUGUGCAUCGAGACCUGGCAGCGAGAAAUAUCCUUGUGGCCAGUGACUCACUGGUGAAAAUCGCUGAUUUUGGUCUGACCAAGAUCAUUCCUAUUGACAAAGAAUACUAUCGAGUCACACAGCCUGGAGAGAGCCCCAUCUUCUGGUAUGCUCCAGAGUCCAUCAGUGAAUCCAGAUUCUCACACAAGUCAGAUGUCUGGAGUUUUGGAAUUGUUCUUCAUGAGAUCUUCUCCUACUGUGACAUGAACUCCAACCCAAAAAGACUAUAUAUACAGGAGAUUGGACACAAUGUGCAGGGUCCAUCCAUUUCAGUGCAUCUGACAAAUAUUCUAAAAAGUAACUGGAGGUUGCUGCCUCCUCCACACUGCCCACCCAAGGUGUACAGUUUGAUGAAGCAGUGCUGGGCGUACAACUUCGAUGAGCGGCCGUGUUUCUCCAGCCUGGGAAACCAAAUUGAAGUGAUCAUGCAGGAUGAGAGAGAGAACCCUAAAGGCUGACAGGGAGCCUUGUUACACCUUGCAGCUGAACUCAGUCUGAAAUGAUUCAGUUUUAUUCACUUUACCAGUGGAAAUUCAGUAUCACAGUACACAACACUGAACAACAUUCAGUUAUGUAGGCAUUCACGUACUGACUUUUUAUUGACAGAUAAUACAAUAUGAGCAUUUGCAGGCCGCUCCUUAAACACUCAGGUGAAGCUCACUUUAUGUUGUUUUCCCAGAUAUAUAACAGGCACAUUCACAAAUGAGGUGAAGAAAGAUUGCCAUGAACUCCACUGUUGCAUAAACAUGAGAAGUCAUAUUGCUUAUGCAAGAGCAGGCUUGUUGAUAGCUGUUAAUUAAACAGUGUUUGUUAGCCAGUACACUUUUUAAAAUAGCAUUUAGUGUGUGACCACAAAAUACUAAUGGCAGAAAAAUAGAAGUUACUUGUAUGUCACCUCAGUUGUGACUACAGUACAUGCUUGGACCAUUAGAAGGUGUGACAUUUACAAAAUACACAGCAAGAGUGAUAAAAAUAAAGACUGUCCCUAACCACGCUGUAAGUCUUCCUGCUAAUAUUUUCUUAUCUAAAACUUUGUUUUUAAUAAGGGCUCCAAAGAAUUACAGAAACUGAAAAAGGAUCAAGCUUUGUUUAAGAAAUGUAUGGCAAAAAAUGAAAUUUGCAUCUUAUAUUUUGCCUUUCUGCAUUUAUACUGUUAAUAUUACAGUGAAGAUGUUUUUUGUUUUGUACUCUUAUUUACUUUUUCCAUGUUUGAAAUACCAAUUAAAACAAUAUGUUCUAAUGUGAAUGAGGAACUUCAAGUUUUCACUUUUCUAUUCAAGUAGUCCGACCUUUAUUUAAUAAAGAUAAUCACCUUUAUUGGCCAAGUAUGUUACACACAAGGAAUUUGUUUCCGGUACAGAAC